AUGCAAAGAUUUACACUAGUAACUCAUAGAUCAUUCUCUAGCUCCUUUGUGAGAACCAAAUCUGCGUGCUCCUUGGUCAAACCGGUUCAUCAUUUGGUGAAGAUUGAUAAGUCAAAGUUAUCCCCUCGGUUUCCGGAACUGAAAUAUGACAAGAAUGAUAUCAGGUCACCUGGAUUCAAACCAAAAGACACUCAUGCAGAUAGGCUCAACGAUCAUUAUUUGAAUACUUUGCAAUCUGAUCUACUAUUGAUCAACUAUUCACAUAAUGCUACGGUGGUGAAAGGCCUCAAGCAGAGAGCGUGGAGUGGUGAUUCGCCAUAUCACUUAAACAGACCACCCAAAAAUCCUCAGGGUUCGAAAAUCCAGCUACCGGACAUUCACCCUAUCAAAUGGAACAAUGUUCCUGGAUUAGAAAGUGUUGUAAUAAACUGCUUCGUUAGAGAGGCAAAAGAAAAUCAAUUGUUUGCUAUCACCGCGGCUUUACAAUUACAACAAAUUACUGGAAGUAAACCUCAUCCAAUCUUCUCCAAAAACGAUGUUCCAACUUGGAAAUUGAGAAAGGGUCAUCAGAUGGGAGCCAAAGUCGAACUAAAGGGAAAAGAGAUGUCACAGUUUUUGAGCACAUUGACGGAGAUCGUCUUACCAAGAAUUAGGGAAUACAGAGGUAUAAACAACCAAUCCGGGAAUAGAUUUGGUGGGAUAAGUUUUGGCUUAACUGCUGAAGAUAUCAAAUUUUUUCCUGAAAUUGAUGCAAAUCAAGACUCAUGGCCCAAGACAUUUGGUAUGCACAUAAAUAUAAAUACUUCUGCUCAAUUAGACUUCCAAGCAAGAACUUUGUUAAGUGGAUUCCAGUUCCCAUUUUUCGGAGAAGAGAAAUGA
Messenger RNA from Saccharomyces mikatae IFO 1815, 879 nucleotides. RefSeq names its product mitochondrial 54S ribosomal protein uL5m (gene MRPL7). The coding region runs from base 1 to 879 and encodes 292 amino acids. The transcript has a single exon. Lineage: Eukaryota; Fungi; Ascomycota; Saccharomycetes; Saccharomycetales; Saccharomycetaceae. Gene Ontology annotation, cellular component: ribosome; cytosolic large ribosomal subunit. Gene Ontology annotation, biological process: translation. Gene Ontology annotation, molecular function: structural constituent of ribosome; RNA binding. The record is from RefSeq and is a predicted model, not a curated record.